GCAAUCCAUCUUGAAACCUGUGUAUUAUGCAUUUCAUGGCUUUCUUCUCGUCUGGAACUGUACCGGACAUUGCGCAUCCUGCUUCUCGUUAUUCAAAAGCGAGUUAAUAAGUGAGUGUAACAUUCGCCUUAUGCUGUUGCCAUUUCCCCGUUUUUUUGGUGUCAAUGUCGCAAAUGAGGUAGGUAGACAACACCACGGAGAGACCGGACUAUCUCUCAGAACAGAACUCAUCCACUUUCUCCAGUGGUGGGACGUCGAGUGGAGUGACGAGGAAUUUCUCUCCUGGUCUGCCCACGUUACUACUUAUUAAACACGAUAUUCAUAUUUGGUAAAAUAGUGGUAGUGCCCAGAAGAAUGGCUGAUGGUGAAAUGAAGCAGCCAGAACCAAGUUGACACUUUUUUUUACAAAAGAACGAUCAUGGCGGCGUCGUCCUCCAUGGUGGGGAUGAAGGAAUGGUCGGAAACACUAGUGCGAGAGCUUAAUCAAGAAAUUCAUGGACUUAGAGCAGAAAACUCGGAACUGAAAUUUCACUUAUAUCUUCAUUUUCCUGAACUCGUCGUGAAAGGGAAAGGUCGAGCCCUUCCGGCGUCAGAGUACAGCUCACGGGGACCAAUUAUAAACCAUUACCGUCCCGAGACGAGGGACGUCGCAACCUCCACAUCGCCCAGUAAAGGUCGAUCGUCGGAUUGCAGUCAGUGUAAAAAAGCUGCCGCAUCCGCAAAAAGAAAUGAAUCAGAGCAGCGGAUUCACCUCCACGAGUUGGAGAAAGCGGAAAAGCUCAUCUCAAAACUGAAAUGGAUACAGGUGAACCAAGAGGAAAAGUUAGUUUUGCAGAGAAUGAAGGUGCAAGAAUUGCAGAAGGAGAUCCAGCACUUAAAAUCGAACGGACUCGAGAUAUUCUCCCUCCAGAUCCACCCACCCUUAUCCUCGAGCAGUAGUUCUAGUACACCACCCACCCCAGCAGCGUCAAGCGAGAUGAUGCUGCCUGGUCGGCAUACUGGAGGGACUGACAAUUCCACCCCCACCAACACUCCGCCCACUCGACGGAGACACAACUCUUCUUCCUCGCUAACUCAACGGCGAUCAUCGUCAUCCUCUCAUCACGUCCCGUCCGCUUUGCCGGACGAUUACAAAGAAUCCGUCGCCACCCUUCCACCCAUCGGAGUGCAAGAUUUGCUCACAAAAUUGACCACGAUCUCGUUGCGGGAUUCCAAAUUGCCACGUUUCAAGGCGCCGCCACUCCCGAUUCCAGGAUCGACUAAUGUCACACCGGCGACUUUAGUUUCUAGCAAAAAAAAUAAUAAUGAUUUGCAUAGCCACCCUCCUUCAAAUUCCAUGCAACCUUUGAAGGCAGGCUUGUUCAGACACGAGUCGCAUGUCACGUAACUCAAUGCUAAUUUAAGAAUUGAUCCAGAAAUUUUCCAAUAAAUUUGUUAAUUGCUGAUUUUCCAAGGUA
Messenger RNA from Folsomia candida, 1457 nucleotides. RefSeq lists its product as uncharacterized. The record is from RefSeq and is a predicted model, not a curated record. NCBI's taxonomy places the organism in Eukaryota, Metazoa, Arthropoda, Collembola, Entomobryomorpha, Isotomidae. Bases 419 to 1387 code for a protein of 322 amino acids. The transcript is spliced from 5 exons.